Gastrolobium bilobum is the source of this 1040-nucleotide messenger RNA. RefSeq lists its product as uncharacterized. Bases 253 to 921 code for a protein of 222 amino acids. The transcript is spliced from 3 exons. NCBI's taxonomy places the organism in Eukaryota, Viridiplantae, Streptophyta, Magnoliopsida, Fabales, Fabaceae. The record is from RefSeq and is a predicted model, not a curated record.
CAAGGCCAAUCCUCUUUAUCUUUCACUCGUUCUCUCCAAGUUGGCAUUUUCUUACAAAAGCAUUUUUCUCACACCUUUGUCAUAAAAGCCAAAAAAACACACACACCCUUCUUCACCCCAUUGCUCAUUCUUCUUCUUCUCUCUCUCUCUCUUUCUCUUUCUCUUUCUCUGUCUAAAGUAAGUGCCGUGCAUGAACUUUUGUCUGGGUCACUCCGUGACCGUGGUGAUCAUAAAGUUAUUGUCUUUUUAGUAAUGGGUUCUUGUUAUUCAGUUCACAGAAACACUGAUACAGACAUGAAGCUCAAACUUUCAUUUGGGUCCAAAACUGAGAAACUUGUGAUUCCUCCAUCACCCAUCAAGGAACAACCCAAAAAGGGCAACUUUAGGUGGUCACCGUCUCGGUCAAUGACCACCUUCACUGACUAUGGUAGCAAAGAGGAAGCAUUUUUUGAUUCCAAACCCUGCUUAGACUCAGAUUGUGAAGAUGAUUUCUAUAGUGUCAACGGUGACUUCACACCAUCACGAGGUAACACUCCAGUUCAUCACACUUUUGGGACCCAUGUUGUUAAUAAUACCCCUUCUGAGAAUAGAACUAUUGGUUCUAUGCAUGAACCAUCUCCAGAAAAUAAAAAGAAAUUGUUAGAGCUUUUUCGAGAUACUGACAAAGAUGAUGGCAAUGGACAGAAAGAAGUUAAGCCAACUAUACAAGAUGUUAUGCCUAAAUCUGCACACUGUACUCCUUAUCUCUCUAAGGCUAACUCUGCUUGUAGUAGUGAAAGAGCCAUUAGUGAGGAUCGUGUAUCCAUUAGAGAGAAGGUUAAAUCUUUUCGGGCCUGCAUUCCAAGUUUGUCUUCAUGCCGUAGCUUCAGUGAGAGGAGGAGUAAAACAAGUUCUGCAAUACAAGUAAAUGGAAAACAUUGACUUCUAUUGCAAUCUGAUGGAAGUUUCUUUGAUAUACUUAAGUGGUUGAAUUGCAUUUUAUAAUGUACAUCACCUUAUCCUUGUAAAGAACCAUGAAACAAUGAUUUAUGAAUCAAAGU